Molecule: messenger RNA, 1689 nt
Organism: Penicillium brevicompactum
Lineage: Eukaryota; Fungi; Ascomycota; Eurotiomycetes; Eurotiales; Aspergillaceae
Product: D-arabinono-1,4-lactone oxidase
Exons: 1
Coding region: 1-1689 (562 amino acids)
Cellular component (GO): membrane; mitochondrion
Molecular function (GO): D-arabinono-1,4-lactone oxidase activity; FAD binding
Source: RefSeq, a predicted model, not a curated record
AUGGACCCUCUCAUCCUUCGUGAGCUUUCGAAGCUCGACCCCGCGGUGCCGUUCCGCUACUCGACCGACCAUCUCCAUCACACCUGGGCCAAGACUUUCUUUUCGCGCCCGGAGCUGUACAUCCGCCCGCAGACGAUCCCCGAGAUCCAGCAGCUGGUGACUCUCGCCCGGCGCUGUCGUCGUCGUCUCGUCAGUGUCGGCAGUGGUCACUCCCCCUCCGAUCUCACCUGUACCUCGUCCUGGCUGGUCAACCUCGAUCACUUCAAUGGCAUCCUCGAGAUCGACCCAACCACCGGCUCCGUGACCGUGGAGGCAGGCAUUCGAUUAAGCGAGCUGGGCAUCGAGCUGGAAAAGCAUGGCCUCACCCUCCCGAACCUAGGCAGCAUCGAUAGUCAGUCCAUUGCCGGCGUCAUCGCGACAGGAACCCACGGCUCCUCCCUUCGUCACGGCCUAGUCUCGGAAUGCAUUGAAUCGCUCGGCCUCGUUCUCGCCAAUGGGCAGUUCGUCCGCUGUAGCCCGACCAAUAAUGUUGACCUCUUCCGCGCCGGUCUAGUCUCCCUCGGAGCGCUCGGAAUCGUCGUCGAGGUCACUUUCAAGGCGUGCCCGUCGUUCAAUAUCGCCUGGCGCCAGGAACGAUACUCGCUCGGCCGCGUGUUGAGCGAAUGGUCAACCGGUCUGUGGACCACACAUGAGUUCGUGCGUGUCUGGUGGCUGCCAUAUGAGAAGGGUGCUAUCGUCUGGCGGGCUGAUAAAACAGACCUGCCCCUCCGCGCUCCUCCUCAAAACUUCUACGGCGACGCUCUCGGCUACCACAUCUACCACAACCUCCUCGCGCUCUCCUCAUAUAUCCCGCGCAUUCUACCCUGGGUGGAAUGGUUCGUUUUCGGCAUGCAGUAUGGCUUCCGCGCCGGCUCCACGGUGACCGAAGCGGUCGAGCCCGCGCGACAAGGCCUGCUGAUGAACUGUCUAUACUCCCAAUUUGUGAAUGAAUGGGCACUCCCUCUGGAAAAGGGGCCCGAGGCUAUCAGCCGGCUCUCCGCAUGGCUAAACGGCGACCCAACGACCGGAAUCCCCUUCUCCUCCAAAGACCUGUGGGUCCACUGCCCAGUCGAGGUACGAGUAUCCGACACCUCGCUGAACGAGAAACCCCGCCCGUUCCUCGACCCGACCCGCCCCGACGGCCCAACCCUCUACCUCAAUGCAACCCUCUACCGACCUUACCUGCGCGACCCGCCAUGCCGCCGACGAUACUAUGAAGCCUUCGAGUGGCUGAUGCGCGACCUCGACGCCAAACCACACUGGGCGAAGAACUUCCAGGCACUCGGCCCGCAGGAGCUGGGCAAGGCCUACGGCGAGGACAUGGAGUCGUGGAUGAAGGUGCGCAACGAAGUCGACCCGGAAGGCAUGUUCGUGGGCGAAUGGCACCGCCGCAAUCUACCCCUGGCAGAUGACAGAUUUCCCCUCCUUGAGCGCGAGCAGGAGCGUCGCAAAUUCGGGGUGCGUGGCGUCGGGGAUGGCGUCGAAUGGGUAGGAGAUCGCCUGCAGGCUCCAUCCCAGGUUUGGGACGAGAAGGCGGCUUACACAGAAAUGCCUGAUUCACCCGGCACGGCGACUAGUGAGGAGAGCUUUGAUUUGCUCGCCAGGGGUGAAGCAAGUAUCUUGCUCCCCGGUGAGAAAUCAGGCUCCUGA